UUCGCUUCGGAAAAACGUUUUUUUGAGUUCUUUUUGCACGAAAUCCGUGCCGGUCUCUGGGAAAUUGUGAAGAAGCAUCGAAAGGCGGAUGUAAAAUGGACAAGAAACUUCCAGCUCCUGCGCUAAAACUCUUGACGACGAAGACAGGAACAGAACAGGAGGAUAAACCCAAGGAUCAUGAAGGCCGUCAACGAUCUUUUCCCCACGAACGCGGAAUUUGGGCCAGCUACGUGUACAUCGACUAUGAUGAAGAGGAGGGCCUAUCGCGCAUGCAGCAAGAAUGGAACCAAGAGCUUCAGGCGGCCGGCAUCAAAGAGUUUCAACCAGUAGCACACCUUCACCUGAGCCUCACGAAAACAUUCACCAUUCGGCACCACAACAUCGUUCCAUUCGUCGGUAGUCUACAGGAACAGCUAGGCGUUCAUCGACGGUUUCGUCUCGAACUGGACGGAGUUGGCGUGUACGUGAACGAAGAGCGGACACGGACCUUUAUCGGUGUUCGGAUUGGUGAAGUUUCUUUCCCACCACUGGAUAAGCUAGUGACCGAGUUGGACGAGUGUUUGCUGGAGUACAAGCUACCGCGUUACUAUGAGGACCGCUCGUUUCACAUCAGCCUACUGUGGGCUUUGGGCGAUCAAUCGGAAACAGUUGCCAGUAGCCUACCGAAGCUGACGGAACGAUUCGAAGAGAUUUACGAGGAAGAAUACACGGACUUAACACAAACAAUUCGAAAACUGUGGUUCAAAUGUGGCAAUAAACUUUAUCAUUUUCAACUUGCGUGA
This is a messenger RNA of Anopheles aquasalis, 782 nucleotides long. Its product is annotated as U6 snRNA phosphodiesterase 1. Gene Ontology annotation, molecular function: 3'-5'-RNA exonuclease activity. Gene Ontology annotation, cellular component: nucleus. Gene Ontology annotation, biological process: U6 snRNA 3'-end processing. NCBI's taxonomy places the organism in Eukaryota, Metazoa, Arthropoda, Insecta, Diptera, Culicidae. The record is from RefSeq and is a predicted model, not a curated record.